AUGGCAACAUGUUCAAUAAGUAGCGAUUCCACUGAAGAAAUAAAUGAUCCAGGUGCCGCACCUUAUGGCAACUUUAUGAACUAUUACACCUUUAAUCCUCCAGAGAACCGCUUGAGUCUGAUUCCGUCCACACUCCUUCAGGAUUUAGGUUACAGCGACGACCAUGGGACCACACUGAUCCUGGAUGUUGGAUGUAAUUCUGGGGACCUGAGUGUCGCAUUUUAUAAGCAUCUGGUGAAAGAGCCCGUGUGUGGAGAAGAGUCAGACAGGAGCAAAGUUCAUCUCCUGGGCUUCGACCUGGACGAGGCUCUUAUUCAGCGGGCUCAGCAGACCAACCCUCUGCCCAGCAGCAUCUCCUUCAUCCCUCUGGACAUCACUACAGACACCAACCAGCUGCAGGAUUACCUCAACCAGCGUAGCUGCUCCCGCUUCCACCUGAGUCUGUGCCUGGCUGUCACCAUGUGGGUCCAUUUAAACCACGGAGACUCUGGCCUGCUGCAGCUGAUUUCACGCCUGGCCUCUCUCAGCCAGCACCUCCUACUGGAGGCCCAGCCUUGGAAGUGCUACCGCUCUGCGGCCCGGCGGCUGAGGAAGCUGGGACGCUCAGACUUCGACCAUUUCAAGAUGCUGAAAAUUCGUGGGGACAUAGCAGAACAUGCCAGGGAGCAUCUGGAGAGGCACUGCGGCAUGGAACUCAUCCGGAGCUUUGGCAGCACUGCAUGGGAUAGAAAACUGCUGCUAUUCAGAAGGAAAUGAUACAGAGGGACAAUGUCAAGUUUUCAUCUGCUGCACAGGAACUGCAGGGAGAUUAUCAGGAAGACAAGAUCAAGAGACAAAUGGGGGAAUGGGAGAAAAUAGGGUUGAAGUAGCUGACUUACAGUAUUUAACAUCAAUUUGGAUAAUUCAUCAUACAAUAAAUUUUUAAGAUAAAGGUUAAAAACUUCAAUAGUUUCAGCUUUUGAAAAGUGAAGAUUUGUAUUUCUUUAUCUUAAGUGAGUAUUCUUGGUUUCACAAAAGAAGCAAACCGAAGACAUCCCCAUGGGCUCUGGAGACUGAGGAUUUUUUACAUUUAUUAAGUAUCAUUUUAUGGACCCAACUAUUAAUCGAAUGCAUCAAGGAAACUGGCAGAUUGAUCUAUAAUGACAAUUAGUACUUCAACUUACAAUUAUUCUCAUUUAUCUUUUAGUCUGAAUGUCAGAAAGUAGUGAAAAUAUCCAUCACAAUUUCCAAGAGCCUGAGGUGACAUCCUGAAAUAUCUUGUUUUGUCUGACCAAUGUCCCAAAACUCCCAAGAUAUUCAUUCAGCAUUGAUAUAAAAGUGAGAGAAAAGCAGCAAAUCCUCAUGCAUACUGAAUAAGCUGGACUCAAAGAACCCUUUGCACAAAAAAAAUGAAAUAAUUUGAUCAGUCAGUUAUCAAAAGUAUUGCCAAUUCAACUGGGAGUUACAGCUCUAGAGUAAAGCCAAACUGGCAGCUGUAGCUAUUAACAUUUAAACGAUAUUUAUAGCUAAAACUGGAAGUAAAUUAUUUGUAAUUCAUUUAAAAACACUUGACUGUAAUUAAACUGCCUCAACACUGAAUUAUUUUAUUAAAAUAACUGUUUUAACUGUUCACUUUAUGAAUGCGCAAUCAGUACCGUGCAGAUUAUAUAAUAAAACACUGUUUUUUCAUAAUAAAGCGGCAAUUCCCUUCUUUAUCAGCUGA
This is a messenger RNA of Seriola dumerili (greater amberjack), 1702 nucleotides long. RefSeq names its product BCDIN3 domain containing RNA methyltransferase (gene bcdin3d). Gene Ontology annotation, biological process: negative regulation of pre-miRNA processing; miRNA metabolic process. Gene Ontology annotation, molecular function: O-methyltransferase activity; RNA methyltransferase activity. The transcript has 2 exons. Lineage: Eukaryota; Metazoa; Chordata; Actinopteri; Carangiformes; Carangidae. Bases 1 to 756 code for a protein of 251 amino acids. The record is from RefSeq and is a predicted model, not a curated record. Gene Ontology annotation, cellular component: cytoplasm.